AACUGUCUUUAUUAUUUAGAUGAAUUGUUACGUUGGCGUUGAAUUCCAGAACAAUGGUGGAAUUUCUCUUGUUCACUCUGCCUGGUUAACACCGCUUAAACGAGAAGUCUUUUGGCCGCCAAAACAGACAACCGGAAAUUUUAUAAAAUUAUUAAAAUCUGGACAAGAGCCUCCCCAGGAUAACAGCUGGAAACUUCACCAAAUUAAGCGAAUUUUUUUCCAGACUGACGACUAUAAGAUUGCGGAGAAAAAAAUUAAAAAGGCUGAAAUUACCUCAGAUUUAACUACAGAUGCUGAGGAAUCAGCAAUUAUUUCACCUCGAAGGAAAAUACGUCCAAAGAAAUUUUCCACUGAUGAUGAGCAGGAAGAAGUGCUGUCAUCAUCAGAAGAUGAUUUUCCAAAAAACAAGAAACCCCUACCUAGACCAAAACCAAUAAUACGGAAGUCUAUUACAAACAUAUUAUCUGAUUAUUCUGGCCCAAUUCAAACUUUUCCAUUAGCUUCAGCUGGACAAUCGCAAAGGUCGUUUGAGGAUAGUGAUUCUACAAAUCAACUUUAUUAUUUGCCACCUCAACAUUCAGCAAAAGAUACUCAAUUGACUAAAUCUUCAGGACAAAUUAUUAGAGGUUCUGCGUCAAAUCAGUCAUUUUGCCAGGCUGCUGUUUCGAACUCGUCACCAUAUAAUCCGUCAACUAGUAAAGCAACUGAUGUACAGAGCAACAUCAGAGCUGUAGUGGAAAGUAAUGGAGCAAACACUCAAGAUGAUGUAAUCACUUUAUUGAAGACCAUUAGAGAACAGAACAAUCAAAUUUUGCAGUGGAUCCGAAAACAAGAUCGCAGUGGCAAUCACGCCAGUAAUACAGAUUUACCAGAUGAUAUAGGCGUACAGUUUCCUUUGAAUUCUCAAGAGGAUAUUACCAAAUUGGAAACAUACCUGAGUGAAAAAAAUAAUUGCCUGGCUUUGUCGGCAUAUCUAUCGACUUUUGGAGGGAGAGAUUUUACUGGACAUACAAACCGCAUUUUAAAUUUUUUGUUCACUUAUUCUCUUGCAACUAAUUGGAAUUUUUGUGGCAAACGAGGUGAGAAAAAGGCUUUUAAAAACUUAAACGUAAAGGAUGUGAUUAUUGGUGCUGUAAGAAAAAGCUCCCCUCUAGUCAGUCAGAAAGAAAUAGAAGAUACCAUCAAGGUGUGGUUGAAACAUGCACCAGAGAAAUUGAAAAAGCAGCAGCAUGGCAAUCCGUAAGAAAAAAAGUGUUGUUAGUCAAAGACAACUCUACAGAAGGGUGGCAGAAGGAAAUUUAGCACCUGUGAGUCAG
Messenger RNA from Diorhabda carinulata, 1316 nucleotides. RefSeq lists its product as uncharacterized. The transcript is spliced from 7 exons. Bases 20 to 1243 code for a protein of 407 amino acids. The record is from RefSeq and is a predicted model, not a curated record. Lineage: Eukaryota; Metazoa; Arthropoda; Insecta; Coleoptera; Chrysomelidae.